Lichtheimia ornata is the source of this 3777-nucleotide messenger RNA. RefSeq lists its product as uncharacterized. Bases 1 to 3777 code for a protein of 1258 amino acids. The record is from RefSeq and is a predicted model, not a curated record. NCBI's taxonomy places the organism in Eukaryota, Fungi, Mucoromycota, Mucoromycetes, Mucorales, Lichtheimiaceae. The transcript has a single exon.
AUGUUCCCUGGCUGUUCGUGUGUGGUUACCAAGCAUGUGGCCAUCAUCUGCAUACGCUCGGAUCUCUCACUCACCGAUACUAUGGUGUCUAUGGAUGAGCGUGUUGUUGUCGCGUCUAUAGUAGACCAUCAGCAACACACGUUGUGUCGUGUCAUCAAUUCCUAUGUCCCGGCACAGCCUAUUGCUCGCCCAGAUUUCCUAUCCUCAUUUAUGGCUCUGCCAUUUAUUGAAGAUCUCAACUCUGAAGCUGGUCCUUGGGUGCUUGUGGGGGAUUUCAACAUGAACCUACAUCACCAUCACAUCAUUCGACAAGACCAUGUGAAACCCUGGUAUGACUGGAUCCACUCUCAUUUUAACAAUUGCUUUCCCGAAGGAUUGUCCUCUUUUAAACGCGGCAACUCUCGAUCCACAAUUGAUUAUAUCUUUGGCCACCAUUCCUUGGUUUCUCGGUUGACCAAUGCCAUGUCUCACUUUCUACCAAGCCAAUGGACAGACCAUGCAUUGAUGACCAUUGACUUAUUGCCAGCUAGACAAGAUUUUGGUCCUGGAGCAUGGCGUUUCAACCCGACCUUGCUAUCUAAUGAGAAGUUUGUAGCUCUCUUGGACCACGCCACAGAAUUAUUUCUCCAAGAGCUGCAGAAUGAAGCGACAUCACACCACGAACAAUCACCACAACACCAAUGGGAAUCAUUUAAACAUAUGCUGAAACACACAGCUCAGUGUUUCUCCAGAGGAUCUACAACCAGAGCCAACCGCAAUCUAUCAACACUACAACGUCAACGACAAAAUCUUUUAUCAGCAUUCGACCCACACAACAACCAGCCAGCCGACUCAACUAUCAGCCAGCGACUACAACAUAUUGAACAGCAAAUUGACAACUUGAUACAACAACAGACACAGCAUGCAUUAUUACGCUCCGCCACUCGAUGGCAUGACAAAGGAGAACGUAAUAAUCAGUACUUUUAUCGAGUGAUCAAAACGCGACAACAACAGCAGACGAUCCAAUCGUUAAAGAGCAUGGACAACGGGACUACUUUGACAGACUCCAGAGCUAUCAUCCAAGAAACUCGUCGCUUUUAUCAGAGGCUCUAUACACCAGAAGACAUUGAUCCGACUGCAAUAGAUCAACUACUAAACAACAUCCCGACAGAUGUCAAGUUGUCGUCCUCUGAUACCGAGGAUAUCUUAUCGUCGUUGUCAAAGCUGGAUCUUAUUGAUCUCUUGGACCAUACACCUCUAGGUAAAAGCCCGGGGCUAGAUGGAAUACCUUUUGAAGUGUAUCGCCAUCUAGCACAUAGAUCACCACCAUUUUGCUCGUUACUGCUUACUGUUAUUCGCCAGGCUUUUGAUGGCAACUUCCCGACGUCAUGGCUCGAGACACGGAUGGUCCUACUUUUCAAGAAAGGAGAUCCCGAGUUACUUGCUAACUGGAGACCCUUGUCUUUGAUCAACUCGGAUGCAAAGUUAUUCACUAAGCUCAUCGCCAACCGUAUCAACCCAAUCCUUUCCCGAAUCAUCAAUCCAUAUCAGACAGGCUUUAUGUCACAUCGUCUCAUAUCGGAUAAUGGAUGGAUCAAUCAAGUACUCAUGGCAAACGCAAGAGCUACACGGGCAUCCAACACCUCGGUAGCAGUAUUCCUGGACCAAGAAAAGGCGUAUGAUCGGGUGCACCCUGAAUAUUUGAGACGAGUCAUGACUCACUUUGGUUUUCCCACAUCGCUCAUUAACAGUCUCUCCAUGCUCUUUUUCAACACCAAGAUCCAUGUAAGUGUUAAUGGCUGGCUGGGAUCCCCCUUUAUACAAGCCAGGGGUUUACGACAAGGCGACCCGUUAUCACCACUGCUAUUCAACAUUGCUUUUGAACCUUUCUUGCGUUCAAUAUUGGCAAGUCCGCUACAAGGUGUUUCGCUGGUGCCGACCAAUAUCAGAAGCACAUAUAAAGCCCAGCCAUCAUCAGUACACUUCUACGACCAAGACGACAAUGAACAAUUGGAUAUGAUCAGUGUUACGGCCAUGGAAUCACCACCAAGGAUUAAACUACUGAGUUAUGCCGAUGAUCUGGAAGUUUUCUUGGCAAGUCCGGAUGAAUGGGCCAUUUUGAGUGCUCUCUUAUUACAAUAUCGCCAAGCCUCCAAUGCCAAGGUGAACCUAAGCAAGACUGUGAUGAUGCCUCUGGACGGCACCACCAAUGAUACAUGGAUUUCUUUAGCAUCGACUUAUGGGGCCCAAUGGCAUGACUCAGCGAAUACAACCGCUUUACGUUAUCUCGGUUAUCCUUUAUUCCACAACAACUCUCAGCUUGGCAAUUACCUAGCUGACAUCAAAGGUAAAAUCAUGCGACAUGCGAAUAUACUGAAAUCUCGCCAUCUUUCGAUUCGUGGUGCUGGUAUGGUUGCCAACUCACUUUUACUAUCCAAACUCUGGCAUAUCAUGCGAGUUGUCCCGGUCCCCAAGUAUUGGUUGAAGGAAGUGAAAACUGUCGUUCGUUCUUUUUUGCUACCAUUUUGGCCUGCUCCCAGUUGGGAUACCAUGUGCUUACCACGUCGCUUUGGUGGAGUUGGUCUGGUGGAUCUGAAAGCCCAAAGCCGAGCGCUACAUUUUAUAUACCUACAACGUCUCUGUCAGCCGCUACAACGCUCUGACUUUGUCUCACAAUGGAUCAUCAAAUACUUUCAGCUUCUCACAGGACAUUCCUCUCUCCUUCCUUGGUUUCUCUUUCCAAAGCGGUUUCACCCAUGUAUGAAGAUGGAUCAGAAUAUGGCACUUCUUGGUAAGGUACUUAGCCUUCUACCCCAAUUGCCUCUCUCUUCAAGUUGGUCCAGACGAUGGUUACUAGAUCUGCCGUUACAAGCUGUCCUACUGCCUCAUGCCCAAUACCCAUCCCUGCCACUACGAUAUCUACUUUCGGAUAUUGUGAGAUGGGAUCCAAGGCGACAAUGUUUAUUGUUUCUGCAACAUCGACUAUCCCCAUCACUGACUCAAGUGGUUGACACCCUACACGAUACAAUCACCACCAAUUCACAACAUCCACUCCAUCUGAUUGACAACAUCACUAUUCACAUCCCACAUUCACUCCUAAGCUCACCCAGAUACACUUCUCAGCAGUUCCAACCCAAGUCUUUCCUCCCGUCAUUCAACCAUUGGACAAUACCAGUUUCUUCACGAAAGACGUCUUCCAUUCCGCACCUCACCUUAACACAGCUCCGUCGAAUUUGGCAUCCUUCUUGGCAACGUAUCCUCAACCGCCCUCGUCCACCGGAAAUCCCUCGCCCCAUAUCUCUCAUCUUUCCUCCAUCCUUUUGGCGACGUUUUUGGAAGCUCCCACUCCCUCAUAAGGCGAUCACUCCAUGGUGGUGUUUAUUGCAUGAAUGUGUGGGUACCAGACAGAAGUUCUACAAGUGGAAGAUCAAGGACACCACAUCACCUGAAUGCUCAAUUUGUAAGGCCGGAAACGAAGACUUAUAUCAUAUGUUCGUGGACUGUCCUAUGAAAAGACCUUUUUGGAUCGACGCUUUGGCGCACUUUCAUCUUUCCCACCUUCUACCCAACCAACAAUGCAUCUGGCACGCCCUUAUCUCUCUCAAGUCCAUCGAUCAUCGUCCUUUACCAGAACCAGUUUUGUGCCGUCUCGGUGCCAUUCUGGCAGUCUUAUGGCGUUGUCAUUGGCGGUGUAUCAUCGAGAAUGACGAUUGGUCUAACCUACAUGCUAUGAAUCUUCUUACAUCAGAUAUCCUAUACUCCUCUUUUGUACCUGCUGAGAUUUCCUCUCCUAUUUAA